This is a messenger RNA of Mastomys coucha (southern multimammate mouse), 842 nucleotides long. It is a transcript of the gene Snap23, whose product is annotated as synaptosome associated protein 23. The record is from RefSeq and is a predicted model, not a curated record. Lineage: Eukaryota; Metazoa; Chordata; Mammalia; Rodentia; Muridae. Gene Ontology annotation, cellular component: synaptobrevin 2-SNAP-25-syntaxin-1a-complexin I complex; plasma membrane. Gene Ontology annotation, molecular function: SNAP receptor activity; syntaxin-1 binding. Bases 177 to 842 code for a protein of 221 amino acids. The transcript is spliced from 9 exons. Gene Ontology annotation, biological process: exocytosis; synaptic vesicle priming; synaptic vesicle fusion to presynaptic active zone membrane.
GCGCGCUCGCGCGCCCGCGCGCACCCUUUCCGAUCUUGGGAAGUCCGAGUGCUGCGGAGGCUGAGGAGGAGUGGCCGGAGCAACAGGGCGAGCCUUCUGGAAAGUAGCUGAGGGAGCUGGUCAGCGGGACAGAAUAUCCAUAUUUCCGUUUCUGUGUCCAGUAGUUUUGAUUCAUCAUGGAUAAUCUGUCACCAGAAGAAAUUCAGCUUCGGGCUCACCAAGUUACUGAUGAGUCUCUGGAAAGCACGAGGAGAAUCCUGGGUUUAGCCAUUGAGUCUCAGGAUGCAGGAAUCAAGACCAUCACUAUGCUGGAUGAGCAAGGGGAACAACUAAAUCGCAUAGAAGAAGGCAUGGACCAAAUAAAUAAAGACAUGAGAGAGGCAGAGAAGACUUUAACAGAACUCAACAAGUGUUGUGGCCUCUGCGUCUGCCCUUGUAAUAGAUUCUCAGUUGGUGGCUGUUUCUUUGAAACCAGGACAAAGAACUUUGAGUCUGGAAAGAACUAUAAGGCAACAUGGGGAGAUGGUGGUGACAACUCGCCUAGCAAUAUAGUGUCUAAGCAACCGAGUCGGGUAACAAAUGGUCAGCCUCAGCAAACUGCAGGAGCAGCCAGCGGUGGAUACAUCAAACGUAUAACUAAUGAUGCCAGAGAAGAUGAGAUGGAAGAGAACCUGAAUCAAGUGGGCAGCAUCCUAGGCAACCUAAAGAACAUGGCUUUGGAUAUGGGCAAUGAAAUUGAUGCUCAAAACCAACAAAUACAGAAGAUCACAGAAAAGGCCGACACCAACAAGAAUCGUAUUGACAUUGCCAAUACAAGAGCAAAGAAACUCAUUGAUAGCUAA